Molecule: messenger RNA, 1482 nt
Organism: Brachypodium distachyon (stiff brome)
Lineage: Eukaryota; Viridiplantae; Streptophyta; Magnoliopsida; Poales; Poaceae
Product: extensin
Exons: 1
Coding region: 426-1181 (251 amino acids)
Source: RefSeq, a predicted model, not a curated record
AACGAAGCAAAAAGAAAAAUGCUCACCACAACGAACUUCAUUGUGUCUCUAAAAUUCACCACAAACACCUGGACAAGAGCAAAGAAAAGUAGACGCAAGGAUCGAAAAAGAAAAGUUGGCAGCUUCUUCUCCUCCUCCUCCUCACCACCACACUACUCUCUCCAGUCUCCAGCACGUACGUCCUCAUCAACCUGCUGGCUAUCUUCUUCUCCCCCUCGCCCCUUUAGCUAGCUGCUUGUUCAUCAGCAAUCCACCACCCACAUCGAUCAAGAUCUCUCCAUAUUCCACACCAAACCCUAUCUAUCUACCAGUCCAUCCAGUACACCGGCCCUUCUUCCCCCUUCUUCCUUCCCUGGCCUCACCCCCAUCGAGAUCGAUCGGAGCUAGCCUUGCUUGAUCCGUCAAUCAAUCUCUACUCCACAUCCAUGGCGUCCACCACCAGCGACAGCCUCCCUUCCUCCCCCUCCUUCCCCGGCGCCGACCAAGAGUCCUUCUCCUCCGUCUUCUUCCCCUCGGCCUCCUCCUCCUCCCCCGCCGGCCUAUACCUCGACCACGACUCCUCCUCCUUCCACGCCGGCUUCAUGUCGUCCCCUCCGCCGGCCCCGGCGCCGCCAGCGCCUCCUUCUCACGCACCGGCGCCGCCGUCGUCGAAGCCGCCCAAGAAGCGGCCUAGAGCCUCCCGCCGCCCGCCCACCACCGUGCUCACCACCGACACCUCCAACUUCCGCGCCAUGGUGCAGGAGUUCACCGGCUUCCCGGCGCCGCCCUUCGCCGCCGGCCCGCCCCCCUCCGUCCGCCCGCGCCUCCUCGGCGGCGGCGGCCCGCCCUUCCUACUGCGCCCGUCUCCUCUCAAGUACCCGCAGCAGCACAACAACAACCCUGCAUCGCUGCUGGCCCCUGCUACGGGCGCCGGUAGUACUAGCAACUCUCUCGUGGACGCGCUCGCGCUCUUCGCGAGGAGCAACGCGCAGAUGCCAAUCGCUGCUGCUACCGCCGGUGGAUCGGGCGCUGUCGAUCAGUACGGAGGCGGCAUGCUGGGAGGGUUCAACCCGUUUGACGAUUUCGAGGCAGCGAGUGCGGCGGAAGGCGGCGAGAAGGCCCCGAACGGCGGCCAUGGGCAUGCUGGCUUCUUCUCUUCCUUGGGCUUGGGCGGCGCCGGAGAUAAGUAUGACCGGCACUAGCUCUAGCUGCAGCUACGACGUACACGUGCGUAGCGUAUCUCUCUCUUUCUCUCUCUGCGUGCGAGUCUUUUUGUGAUCUGGGAGAAUAGAUUGAGAUUGGGACUGAGAGAUGGAGAUGGAGGAGCAGCUUGAUAAGUGUGGCUACCUUCUACUACUUGGCCACUACUACUAUUUGGCAUUUCGCAAGCUGCUUAAUUUAUUGUGAGUUAAUUUCCUUUUGAUACACACAGAAAAAUGUGAGUUUCCUUGGCUUUUAUGUGAUGCUUGUACAUAUAUUUGGUGAUUAUUUUUUUCACGUUUU